Molecule: messenger RNA, 2191 nt
Organism: Seminavis robusta
Lineage: Eukaryota; Bacillariophyta; Bacillariophyceae; Naviculales; Naviculaceae
Source: the annotation of a GenBank genome assembly
CCUGCAUUGUUGCUCCUCCUUCUUUCUACCACAGCUGAUCCGUUUCCAUUGAUUCAAAUUUGACUAUGAAGUUGUGUUGCAUCGGCCUUCUAGUGGCUGCCACCAUCCAUGACACCGUUGCAAAGAAGUAUUACAAUCAUCAGAUUGCCAAAGACAGGACUGGCCUUUUGGGCCCCCGUUCCCAUCACAUCUAUGAAUCUCAAGAGGACGAAGAAGACGACGGAAAUGAUGUCCGUAAACUCAGAGGGUACCAAGUGAGGAGAACCGAGGGUGAAACGGGGCUACCUUCCUUCCCAGAUGACGAUGAGGAACCUUCGGGUGGCAAUGGUGAAGAAAGCUUUCUCCAGUUCUACACUGCGGAAUCAUUGGACUUUUUCAAGAAGGGAAUUGACCCAGAAAGCUUUGAAUGGGUUGAUCCUGAUGCAAUUGUUCCUGGAGGGGUCACUUGUGGAUUUCUCAAAGCCCCGCUCGGAUCCCUGUCUGAUGUGACCUAUCCCACAGUGGAGGUGUACGUCUGCAUGCGAUUUGCAGUGAAUCAGCCUGCCCCCAAAGGAAACCUGUUUGCUCACUGUGGUGGUCCAGGAUCAUUGAGUGGUUGUGGCGCCUUUGCACCAUUGGGUUACUUGGGUGAAGAUGUUGCAAAUGACUACAAUAUUAUCUCAAUUGAUCAGCGAGGAAUGGGACGUUCUUGGCCAAGCUUCAUCCACGAGGAAUGCUCGCUCAACACAUUUGAAAGGGCUGAAAAUGGUACCAUCAUUGGUACAGUAAAACCACCAGAAUUUGACGCUUUCGAAGGAGCAGAGUUUACUGAAGAAAAUAUCAAGGCCGCUCUCCCUCCAUAUCGGCGAACAGUGCGGGACUGCUGGACGUGUACACGGUGUGACUUCCAAUUGAAUGCUACGCAGGCAGAUGGGAAUGUCACAAAUUUCCACUUCUUGGAGUAUUCUGGCACAAAACAGUUGGCAGAGGAUAUUUUUCGCAUCAGGCUUCUAUUGAAUGCACCUCUAAUGCAUAUGUAUGGUGUGUCAUAUGGCACAGGGGUGUUUUCGACCUAUGCAACUGUAUUUCCAGGCAGUACUGGGCUCCUUGUCCUUGAUAGUAAUGUGAGCCCAAAUCCAGACUUUUACCACAAUGCAAGGACACAGGCCAUUGGUAUCAAUGAACGUAUUGACUACAUCAUCUUCUCCUGCACUGCACGGAAUGUUGUCAAUCCUGGCAGCUGUCCAGUAGAAGACAUGAGGCAAUGCAUUGGGGACAUCAACAGACUCCUUGAAGAUAAAUAUGACUCUACUCCUGGAGGACAGGGCGCAGAAGACCUUCAAAAUCUCGUUCGGAUUCUUCUUGGCAAUGUUGGCAGGGCUGAGGAAAUCUGCAAUGCAGCUGCAAAUGGAGAUACUGAUCUGAUCUUAGAAAUCGAGGAUCAGCUGACACCUGAAGUCAAUGUAGAUGAACAACUGACGAAGCAGGAAGCUGACUUCAAUCCAGCUGCUUUUCCAACUUUCCCCGAUUUGUUUGGUUUUGUUUAUGGCAACCCUGACUAUACCAUAAUCGAUGCAGGCCUGCAAGUAUCAAUAGCCAUGGUCAGAGGUCAGGACCGUGCUGGGGCCAUUUACGACGAUGACAGGUUGGCCAAAGAAGCCAUUGAAAUCAAUGAAAGGUAUACAGGUGCUGGUACUGGGGUACCUGGACAAGUUUUUUUGGGAGAGUAUCUCACUGGGUAUUAUUGGCCAAAAGCAGUCCCUCUGCCACCUGCUGGAAAUACAUUUGCUACUGGAAUCCUUGUUGGCCAACUCUAUGACUCGGCCACACCAUACACCUGGACGCAAGAGAUGAAGAUGGCUUUCCCAAACACGCAUCUACUGACCAGUCAAUCUCUUUUCCAUGGUCUUGGUGAUGCUGAUCCUGAUUGCCAGAGGCAUGUGAAAGAAUAUUUCAGGGUUGGGUAUCCAGUGUUUACAGAUGGAGAAGUUUGUGGAGCGGACUUCGCCAACCAGGAUGCACUGGCCAACGUUUUCAGGACUCCUGAGCUUUAGGACCCCACAAGAAGUUGUAUGCACCGAACCAAUGAUGAUGUCACCGACAGCUCAAGUCCGCUUGCGUGCGUUUGUUUUACAAUCGGAUACAGGACAUGGAACCGAAUGCUCUCUUAGUUAUAUGUUUGUUUAUCUUAUUAGUUUUAUGUUUCAUACGA